This is a messenger RNA of Coccomyxa subellipsoidea C-169, 946 nucleotides long. RefSeq lists its product as hypothetical. Gene Ontology annotation, molecular function: DNA-binding transcription factor activity. The coding region runs from base 161 to 808 and encodes 215 amino acids. The record is from RefSeq and is a predicted model, not a curated record. The transcript has 3 exons. Gene Ontology annotation, biological process: regulation of DNA-templated transcription. NCBI's taxonomy places the organism in Eukaryota, Viridiplantae, Chlorophyta, Trebouxiophyceae, Coccomyxaceae.
GAUGUCUGGGAGCGUCCUUGGGACCAGAAAGUAUUGAUUUGCCAUGAAUCAGAUCCCGCCUGAGUUACAAGCCUCUGUGCAGCAGCUCGCCCGUGACAAUCCAGGCCAGCCAUCAGAAGGUCAGCCUCCGCCCGCGGCGACCUUGGCGUACUGGGCUUUGAUGAUGCAGCAGCAGCAACAGCAGCGCUCCAAUCCUGGCGAUUGGGCCCCGUUUUUGGCAGCGCUGGCGGGUGCGGACCCGCAACAGAUUGCACCUAUCCUGGCAGCGAUUCUUCCCAAGCCAAACGGCGGGGCAGCAGCUGCGGGCCAGGAUGCCGAAGGCCGAGCUGGGAUUGCCGGGCUGCGGGCAGCUGCGCAGGCACAAGGCGGGGAAGGCAGCGCAGAGGGCGCACCAGCAUUCACGGAGCUUGCUGGACGAGUGUUCCCUGGGAAGCCGGAGGGCGACGCUGCGGCCAGCGCCAGCGCCCCCAAGGAGGCCAUGCAGAUAGACACCGCAUCACUGCUACCUCUGCUGCAAUUAACGCAGCCCCACCUGAGCCUUGGAGGGGACGCUGGGCAUCAGUCUGCCGGUGACAGCGGCCAGGCAGGCCUCUCCCAGGCAGGAGGCGGUGUGGCAAAGUGUGCAAAGGAGAAGAACCGGGCUGCGCAGCGGCGCUUCCGGGAGCGCCAGAAGGGACUCAUCUCUGCCCUCAAGGAGCGGGAGGAGACCUUGUCCAAACAGUGCGAGGAGCAGAAACGGCUGAUUGAGACAAUGCAGAAGGAGAUUCAGGUGCUCAAGGAGAUCAUUCACAGCAAGGAUCCCAAGUAAGCUGACGGGCAGUUGGACCUAAAAGCCAUGUCAUGGAGUUGGAUGCAUGUGGGUGAGGGCCAGAUUUUGCUGAGGACUGUGGAAUUUGCUGAGGACUGUGGACUUGGGAUUUAUACGGAUUGGCAGAUGCAUGUCAUU